Beta vulgaris subsp. vulgaris (sugar beet) is the source of this 1376-nucleotide messenger RNA. RefSeq lists its product as uncharacterized. The transcript has 4 exons. The coding region runs from base 172 to 648 and encodes 158 amino acids. NCBI's taxonomy places the organism in Eukaryota, Viridiplantae, Streptophyta, Magnoliopsida, Caryophyllales, Amaranthaceae. The record is from RefSeq and is a predicted model, not a curated record.
CGAGAUAUUGCCAAAAAAAAAACACAAAAAAUUGACCAAGAGGGGAGGAGUACAACUAACUGUAGCAAAUUUAUAAUGGCAUCUAGUGAUCUAGUCACAUGACAGAGCAAGGCUUUUCUCGUUUCACAUAUAAUCGCUAGUUCUACAAACUCCAUACUUCACCACUACCCAAUGGAAAUACCAACGGAUGCUGUGAAUUACGGGCCAUACGGUUCUAGCAAGGAAACGAACUGGAGUGUGGAGCUCGGUAGAUGUGAGUAUAUCAAAGAAGUACUAGUUAACCAUGGAUGGAUCGUUGACGGAAUCGGUUUCGUGAUAGCCGAUGCAUCUGGGUUACCUUGCCCUGCUAAAUGGUUUGGCGGCCGCGGCGGUGACGCAUCUAGGAUUACCAUGCGAAGUAAUGAAUAUAUAACACGAAUUAGUGGGAAAUAUGGACGUUAUGCUCAUGCUCGUUCGGAAAUAACUAUUGGAUCGUUAAGAAUACACACUAAUUUAUGGCCUAGUGGAUAUGGACCAUAUGGCGAGGUGAAAUUGGUCGACAAUAUUCAGAGUUUCUCAACACCACUUCAAACAAGUGACACCGUUGUUAAACUUUAUGGAACGUACCAUGCUUAUCUUGGCUCCAUCGGAAUUCAUGUAAGAAAGUGAUUGACUAGCAACAAAUAGCAAACCUUCAUGUGUGUUUCCAGGAUGCUCGACCACUUGUCCGCCACAAAAUGAUGUAACUACUGGUCAAUAGACUGUUUUCUUAUUUAAUGAAUAACUUUUUGGGAAAUUCUACAUUAUAACCUAAAUUUUAAGGUUUUUUACAUUUUAGUACUUAAUUAUUUUAUACUUUGUAAUCUCGAAUUUUUUAGUUUUCUAUAUGAUAGCACUUCUUAAGUGAAUUUCGUUAAGUUGUCGUUAAUUUAGACAGUUAUUCAUCUGGCACGCAAAUCGGACUUUUUCGACAACCAAAACGAGUUUUUGUGAUCAUUUUUUGACAAUGAAAGGGGAUAACUUUGUCCUUAAAGACUCAAUUAAAGGUCGGAAUUGUCAAAAUAAUGAUAAGAAAUGCUCGUUUUGGGUGUCGAAAAAGUAUCGAUUGCGUGCUAGACUAAUACAUGUCAAAACUAACGACAACUUAAUGAAAUUUAUUUAAGAAGCUACCAUGUAGAAAAUCAAAAAGUUCGAGACUACCAAAUAUAAAUAAAUUUAAGAUAUGCUAUCAUGUAGUAAACCUAAAAGUUGGAGGCUACCAUAUAGAAUUUCUCUAACUUUUUUAAAGGACUAUUUAAUGAAUAACUUGUGUGGUAUUGUAAAGACAAAAGUAAUAAUGUGAAUGUUAAAAUAGAUUGGCAUUUCGUUUGAUAUAUAAAAUUUCCUUUUCCUUCUUA